This is a messenger RNA of Patella vulgata (common limpet), 1814 nucleotides long. RefSeq lists its product as uncharacterized. NCBI's taxonomy places the organism in Eukaryota, Metazoa, Mollusca, Gastropoda, Patellidae. The record is from RefSeq and is a predicted model, not a curated record. The coding region runs from base 149 to 1078 and encodes 309 amino acids. The transcript has 9 exons.
AGUGUCAUACACGCCAAUCCACGUCCUAUAAAUCUCUAUUCAUUUGAUAGUCUAACCUAACCAUACGAACUCAACCUUAUCAAACCACCAUACCAAACCAAACUUAUCAAUCUUAGUAAAGCUCAAAAGGAAACUAAAGGAGACCAAAAUGCUUGCACAGAUGUGGGGUCUGCUGGCAUUUGUUUUGGUACUGUGCACUCUUAGUGUUCAAUCGCAACCGAAGUACCCAAGAAAACACAAACCGUUUCGACGAGGAAGACCAGUGCCUUAUGGAGAUGACGAUGAUAAAAUUUGGUUAUUUGCUGUUAGUGGGCGUAGAAAGCCUUUUAAUUAUUUAUCAAAUGAAGGAGAAUUAGUUGGAUUUACAGUUGAUUUUGUAAAUGCUGUUUGUACAGAAGCCAGAAAGAAGUGUAGCAUGACAUUAGCCCAGUUUACAGAAUGUACCUUUACUGAUAGAAACAUCAACUAUCCUGGUCGAGGUUUGAUGGCUGAGUGGUUUGAUGCUUGUCCUGGUUAUGGUGUAACUGUAGACAGACGAAAUGGUUUCGACUUUACUCUGCCCUUUUUAAAUACAGAUGCUUCCUUCUCUGUACUACCUGGAAAUCCCAGCGGUUUCAACGCAUCGGCAGCUGACUUUAGUAAUUUUACUAUCACUCAUCUGACAGGAGCAGGGACUAAUGCUAAUUGUUUAAAUAGAAUUGGUAGAAAGUUUGGAAAUAUUACCAUUGCGGCUAAUUUACCGGACGCAAGAAAGCUUCUAGAGACAAGACAGGCCGAUGUUUUAUUUUCUCCUAGAAAUAAUAUAACCGGUUUAGAAACUCUACCGGAAAGGGUUCAUUGUGACGUCUCUGGUACUGCUGUCAUGGUAAAGAAAGGUAGCAGCCUGCCACGAUGGUGGAAUCCUGCGUUCCUGCGAUGGGUUAGACGAGGAGGUUAUGAUCGUUUUUGUAAACAGGCCAAAGAUAAGUAUCAAUAUGAUUUUGAUUGCAUGACUGGAAAACCACCCAUAAGAAGACGUCCCUAUUUCCCCCUUCGUUCAUUUGUAGACUCAGUAGCCUGGUUCAGUGCCAAAAUGUAAAAACAUUAAUUUUGGAAAUACAUGUAUAUUUCCCCCAGAGUUGUUUUAUUCUACAUCUGUUUUCCUUUUGACAUUGCUCCAUUUUGUUUAAUGUAACUUUUAAUCAAUUUUAAAUAAAAUCCAGCCGGCUUAGUUCAUCUCAUAAACCCAUACUCCAAUCUGAUUAAAACACAGAUCCUAUUUCGUUUCGUUUUUAUAGUUCAAAAUUUUGUUUUACUUGUCUUUACUACACUAGGAUCUGCAAGAGUUGUUAUCAUUGACGUGUUCUGAAUAGUGUGAGGCAUUAGCCAAUGAAACGGUCUCUUACGGCGAGCUUUAGGCUUGUUUUGCACGGAACUGUGGGUAAUCCACUAGUAACAUCAAUGCUGAUUGGUUAAUCAAAUGUCUGACGUCAUGGGGUCAAAAAAGCCGCUCGUAUGAACUCUGAAGUAACCUAUCGCAUCAGCCGGUCAGAUCUUCAUGUAGUAUAGGCUAUCGAAAGUAUAAAAAAAACGAAACGAAAUAUAGAUCUGUAUUUUAAUCAGAUUGCGCAUACUCCCAAUAACAUCGAAGCGUGCGUUUUCCUCGCGUUCUCCCAUCAUAUGGAACUCUUAACCACAAAGUGUUAAAAACAGUCCAAAAUAUACAGGCCUAUACACUUUAUUAUGUUUGUAUAUCGAUACAUAUAUAAGUUUAAAAUAUAUCUAUUUGUUCUUAAUGUUUAUUUUUGUUGAAAUAAAUUGGACUGUUCAAGAUA